This is a messenger RNA of Eurytemora carolleeae, 501 nucleotides long. RefSeq lists its product as uncharacterized. The coding region runs from base 100 to 486 and encodes 128 amino acids. Lineage: Eukaryota; Metazoa; Arthropoda; Copepoda; Calanoida; Temoridae. The transcript is spliced from 3 exons. The record is from RefSeq and is a predicted model, not a curated record.
AACCUUUAAUAAAUGAUAUUAUAGAACUGGAAGCAGGUUGCGUCCUGUGUAUCUACUAAGACUCCUGAUGUGGUCAAGUCCUGGAUAGAACGGGAGAAAAUGAAACAAUCUUUUGCCCUGGAAAGACGGGUGGUCAAACCUGACGGAAAAGUUGAGGUGUUAAUGGAUGGAAUGAAGAAGUCUAAGAAGAUAGGGGAUGUACUAGAGGAACCUACCGAAGAUUUUAAUACCCCUGACCAACGCGAAAACAUUACAAUUGAGGAGACCCUGGUCAGACCUAAACCUGAGAAUCCGACGGAUAAAUGGCUUCAGAUGAUUGAAGAUGAUGCGGAGAAAGAGGAAAAGAAAAGGGAAUCUGCAGGUAAGCACUUUAACUUUUGUUUGAAAGAGAUGUUUUUGUUCCCAGGACAUGAUCGGGUUGUUACAAUUGAAUCUCGAAAUAUUUCUAUUGCGAAAAUUUGGUGUUGGAGGGGUUUUUGUAUUUGACAAGAUUCCAGCUGC